AUGGAUCUUGACAGAGACAUGAAAGAUCUCGGACGUUUCCGAGUAUACGACUUAUCCCAAUUCGAAGGUGGCAUUAUCAUUUUCGAACGAUUAUGCGACAAAAAUUUAGGAGAGUUUGAUGAAGGCGAUUAUGGUAGAAGAGUUCAAAUGCUUUUAGAAUUUAGAACCCAUUUGUUCGGAACCAUACUUCCAGAAGUUUCCAGAAGUGACCCAAAUAUAUUCCUCGUUGUGCUAUCUCAUGAGAGCGAUAAAUAUCAUCGCUUCAAUACUGAUGACAUUUAUAGUCUCAAAGCACCUAAUCGUCGUGUGGAGGAUCAUCCUCCAAUGACUACCAUAGCAAGAAUUUUGCAAGAACUCCGUCAACGAGAUGAGAAUGGAUUGUCACCAGAUCCCGAAAUUAAUGAAAAUCUCCCUAGAGAGUUGAUUUUCCUUGAAGGACCUCCUGGGACCAGAAAAACCCGUUGUUUGGCGUAUCUCUCAGUUUUGGAAGCAAAACUAUGGAUAAGUAAUACAUUAGUACUUGCACCAAAAAAAAGUUCCUUGGAUGCCAUUUACGAGCAGUAUAAGAGCUUCCGAGACGGCGGAAAAGAAUGGCUUCAACGUGGAGCAAUAAGAAACAUUGGAUAUGUCAAGCCAAAUUGUGUUUGCUCAGAAAUGGAUAUUUUCGACCAAUUUCAUAGAGUUCCUGAAGCCAAAAUGCUUCUCAAAGUUAUAGAAAUGUGGGAGGAUAUGAAUUACAAAGAAAUAAUCUCAAGGGACAAGCUCGAAAGUCUCACAAGAGCAUUAAUGAGCAAUUUUGUCACGGACCCUUUGAAUAAAAUUUACGAAGUUAUGGAACCACUGCAAACAUUUUUCGCGUUAUCUGGCUCGCCAUUCCUUCCUUUUUUUAUAAGGUUUUUCAAGCCAAACCUUGUUAUCAUUGACGAUGCAUUGCAAGUGAUGACCAGGCAGGAAGUUCCAGAAGCAAUCAGGGAAGCGAGGUUUGUCAUAGCGAGCGACCCUCACCUUUACCCACAAACAGAUCCCAUCGAGCGACAACAUUGUGAUGAAUCCAUAGUAAAUAUUGUGUGCUGGCUGGAGGUCAAACCAAAUUUCAGCCGAUUCCGUUUGGAUACUAUUUAUCACCGAAACAGGAACAUUAUGGGAUUCGCAGUCAACCAACUAUAUCCCGAUGAUGACAUUAAUUUCUCACUUUGUACAAAGGGUGAGCUUUCGUGUACUCCUGAUGUUAAUAACCCAGCAAGAUUACAACGAAACAGAGCGACUGAACAGAACAUUGCUGCAUUUGAUACAAGUAUGGAAGAUGGGAAAGGGUUUGAGAAAUGCAUCAACGGAGACUAUAUCAAUAAUUAUGAAAUUGAUCUCUGUAUUGGCUAUUAUGAGAGCUUGGUACAUAAUGGAAUCGAUCCUGCUCAAAUUGCCAUUCUUGUGACUACUGACGCACAAAAAGCAGAGAUUCGAAAAAAACUUGACCUUCUCCCAAGCUACAACCUCUAUUGGAUCAAUUCAAAAAGAACCAUUGUUGGCCUUCCGUACGAUGUUCAAGGGAAAGAAUUCGAUGUCGUACUGUUCAGCCUCGUUAGAAACAACCCAAUGAGAGAACUUGGGAUCAUGAAUGAUUUCCGUUUCAUUCAUGCUGUCAUGAGUCGAGCGAAGUUGCAUUUCUGCUUUUUUGGAAGCCUUUGGAUGCUCAAACCGAUUCAGCCAACGACAGAAACUUCACUGCUUCCGUCAUUGUACGAGAUUCUAAGUUCUGAAAGAAAUCGACACAAUCCUUCCGGAGUAUCACACUAUUUUGACGACUUCCAUCUACUUGUCACUCACAACUUUGGUGAGCGCUGUGAACAGUUCCUUCAACGAUCGAAUGAUGGAAGAAUGAAAAGAUUGACUCGGGAAAAUCUAGAGCUUAUCCCAUUUGCAAGAAAAUAUUGGCGGAUCUAA
Messenger RNA from Caenorhabditis briggsae, 1941 nucleotides. Lineage: Eukaryota; Metazoa; Nematoda; Chromadorea; Rhabditida; Rhabditidae. Gene Ontology annotation, molecular function: 5'-3' DNA helicase activity. The record is from RefSeq and is a predicted model, not a curated record. The transcript has 15 exons. The coding region runs from base 1 to 1941 and encodes 646 amino acids.